AUGUUUGACGAAGGUGCAAGUGCAAAUGGAAAUGAUGAGACGACAUCAGCUAGUCAAGUGGCGGUUGGAACCCAGGCUGCUGUUCUUAAAAUAAAGAUUAAGAAUUUAAGUGAUCGACUCAAUAGAUUGUCCUCUGAACUUGAUCCCGCUCGACUUCGCGAUGUUGAUGACUACGAGCUGCAAGAUUACAUAAGCAUGGCAUCUGACUUGCAGGCGAAAUUUGAAACAGUCUAUGAUAGUUUGCUAGAUGUGGGUCAUGCCAGUGUUGAAGAGGAUCUUCAGACAAGUUUUGAGUCAACUAUUAGGCAGCUACGGGUGUCCCUUCAACGCGAACGCGGAAAUCGAAGCAAGGUUCAGCAGAUUCCGCAUUGUUCCACCUUCAAUUCUGCCGCAGCCGAUGAUUCGCGUUCUACCUUUGUUGUUCCAAACCACUCUCGAUUGCCUCAACUUAAAUUGCCGGAGUUUAGUGGAGGCUACACAGAAUGGGCCGAUUUCUCGAACAUGUUCACCACGGUCAUUGACAAGGAUCCGUAUUUGACCAACAUUGAAAAACUCCAGCAUCUACGGUCAUGCCUUAAAGGAACAGCACUGGAUACAAUUCGCUCCUUGGAAAUUUCAAACGCUAAUUAUGCUGCCGCUUUAGAACUGCUUGAUAAGCGUUUUAAUAACAAGCGUCUUAUUUUUCAGGCACACAUCGCUGAAAUUUUGGGUUUGAGGAAGGUGGAUAAGGGCGCGACGACACAGCUGCGCGAAUUUUCAGAUAAGCUCAACUCUCAUCUACGUGCUUUAAAAUCGAUGGGCAGUGUGGAACAGAUCGCCGGCUGCGUCAUAGUACACACGUUGCUGCAAAAACUAGAUAGCACUACGCAAGCUAGCUGGGAGGAUGAUGCGCCGUUGGACGUCAUACCAUCAUGCGAGCGGUUUACAACCUUCAUCGAGAGGCGUUGCCAAAGGCUGGAAAAUGCGGAUCACGCUACGACAAUGUACACGCCUAGCUCCCAUGUGGGCCAGAACAACAGUGGUAGAAGAACGUUUGUAGUGACUAGGAAUGGAACGAGUGCUUGUGUGUUUUGUGAAGUCGCAGGCCACUCUAUUUAUAAAUGUUUGCAAUUCGCAAAUUUAUCGCCCUCGCUGCGCCUUCACGAAGCCAAGCGGCUUGCGCUGUGCUUAAACUGCCUGCAAAGGGGACAUCAGCUGAGAGUCUGCGGCUCCAGCGCUUGCAGAGUUUGUGGAAGCAAGCAUCAUAGCUUGUUGCAUCUUGGCAACACAAGCAGUCACAUCGCUGCUUCUAGCUCAAACAAUGCACAAGAUACCGAAACUUAUUCGUCAUCCCAAAACACCUUGGCGGCAAUUUUAUCUUCGCCACUCACUACCGCCCAGCAUCUCAAGCACGAUGUUGUCCUGCUUGCCACUGCCGUCAUCAACGUGAAAAAUCGCGCUGGCUCCUUGGUGCCCUGCCGUGCGUUGCUCGACUCUGGGUCGCAGUUGCACAUCAUCACCUCUCGUCUUGCUCAUCAGCUCCAGCUGCGCAAAUUCAAGUCAACAGCAAUCGUCUCUGGCAUUGGUGAUGCAGCAUUUGCGUCCGAUGGUUUUUCGGUCAACAUCAAUGUCAAAUCUCGAGUGUCGGAGUACUCCACAUGCAUCCCGGCCUUGAUUGCACCAUCCAUCACCGAUAAUCAGCCUGGCUUCACUCUUGACCCUGCAUCAUGGAACAUUCCAUCAAAUAUACAACUAGCUGAUCCUGAAUUCUUUAAAUCUCAGCAAAUCGACAUGUUGAUUGGAGCCAGUCUGUUCUUCGAUCUGCUAUGCGUCGGCCAGAUUAAACUGGCUGCUGGACUGCCGAUAUUGCAAAAGACUCGCCUUGGUUGGGUGGCUACGGGAGGUGCUUCACAUGCAGGAAAAUCAUCAUUCAUGGCCAUGAGAUCAAUGGUGAAUCCAGAUCUGCUGGUUGACUCACAGCUGCAUCCGAAUGCACAGAUUGAUGAAUUAAUCCGUCGUUUUUGGGAAUUGGAAUGCUGCACCGAGCCUGAGUCCUUACCAAACAAGGAGGAACGCGACUGUGAGGCACACUUUCAGGCCAAUUUUAAACGUCUGUCGACUGGCGACUAUUCAGUUCGUUUACCGCUACGACUAGACAUGUAUCAGCUGGGUGACUCCUAUCAACAGGCGGUUCGUCGAUUCCUGAACUUAGAAAGAAAACUAGACCGCAAUCCAGCUUUGAAAACCCAGUAUGCAGCAUUUAUCAAGGAAUAUCUUGACUUGGGUCACAUGUCACUUGUUACCUCAGCUGCACUGGGCCAAUGCAAGUACUACCUGCCACAUCACUGCGUGCUGAAGGAGGAUAGCACUACAACCAAGCUAAGGGUCGUGUUUGAUGGCUCGGCAGUUACUACCUCUGGACACUCGCUGAAUGAUGCACUGAUGGCAGGUCCUACCAUCCAACCGAAGCUGUUUUCGAUACUGAUGCGGUUUCGUACAUUUGCAGUCGCCCUGACAGGCGAUAUAUGCAAAAUGUAUCGAUGCGUACGAGUCGAACCCGCAGACAGUUAUUUUCAAUGUAUCUUGUGGCGUGAGUCUCAGCAUCAGAAGAUACAGAUUUACAAAUUAGACACCGUCACCUACGGCACAAAACCAGCAUCGUUUCUCUCAGUGCGAGCUAUGCACCAACUGGCCAUGGAUGAGCAGAAAACUUUCCCUAUUGGCUCUGACAUUGUUAAAAGAGAUUUCUACGUGGAUGAUCUCAUUUCUGGUGGUAGCUGUGUUCAAGAAGCGAUUGAGAUAUUGAAGCAAACAUCUGGACUACUCGCCAAGGGGAACUUUAGGCUGCGAAAAUGGUGUUCUAGCGACACAGCUGUACUCCAAAACAUACCGGAAGAGGAUAGAGAAACGCUGCUUAAGUUUGACGAUGGCAGUGACAUCACGAAAACGUUAGGCCUCGUUUGGGAUCCCGCUUCAGACUGUUUCCUUUUCUCCUUCUCGCCACUGAGGUUGCCCUCCAGACUGACAAAACGGUCGAUACUUUCCGCAAUUGCUCGCUUUUACGACCCACUUGGUCUUGUUGGUCCCGUCAUAACAAAAUCGAAAAUUUUUAUGCAGGAUCUCUGGAGAGAAAAACUGGACUGGGAUGAGAGCCUGCCCGUACACUUAAGCACAGCCUGGGUCAACUUCUGCGCUGAUUUUGAGUAUACUCAGCAAUUCCAGUAUCCCCGUCGAGCACUCUCAUCAGACAGUACAGUGGAAAUUCACGGAUUUUGUGAUGCCAGCCUAAGCGCUUAUGGAGCAUGCGUCUAUACAGUCUCAAAGUGCCAUGGCAACACCAGCGUGCGUCUCUUAUGCUCCAAAUCGCGUGUCGCGCCUGUGAAAACCAUCACUGUACCAAAGCUGGAACUCUGCGGAGCUGCAUUAUUGGCUCAACUUCUCAGCGAAAUAUGCCAAAUGAAAGUGUUCGACUGUCGGUAUUACUGUUGGUCAGACUCUGCCGUGACUUUGGCUUGGAUUCGCAAUGAUGCUUCGAAAUUCAAUGUUUUCGUGGCCAACCGAGUCGCAGCCAUCCAAGAGCUCACCACUGGAAUGGAAUGGCAUCAUAUUCCCACUGAGUUAAACCCGGCGGAUAUAAUUUCACGGGGAGCGCUGCCUAGUGAGCUCUUCCGGUCUCCAUUAUGGGCCAAUGGUCCGAGUUUUCUCAGUAAGGGAAAGGAAGAGUGGCCUGCCUCCUGUGUACCUGUCGAAUCCUUACCAGAACUUCGACACAAGGUACUGCUCGGAACUGCAGCGCAACCUGAUCUCUCGAUCGGCUGCAAGUUCAUCAAUUCGUUUUCCAAGCUGCAGCGGGUCUUUGCUUAUGUUUACAAAUUUGUAAAUCGAAUCCGAGGAGCUGAACUAACUGUUGACCACUUGCAUCAUGGCACACAUUGGUUGCUGCGGUCAGUGCAAAUGGCUACUCUUAGCGAUGACUACAAGGCAUUGAAGGAAGGAAGGCAUGUCAAACCGUCUAGCUCAAUGGCCUCUCUUGCACCAUUCCUUGACGACUUCGGCCUACUCCGCAUCGGUGGACGGCUGAAAAACUCGUCGUUGGACUUCUCAGCGCGACAUCCGAUUAUAUUGCCCCGUCAGCAUCCUGUGACGCGAGCAAUCAUAGUUCACUUUCAUAAACGAAACUUACACGCUGGACCUCGCGCUUUAUUGUCUUCGAUUCGGCUCCAGUACUGGCCCAUUGGCGGUCGAAAAACAGUCUCCAGUAUUGUUGCCAAAUGCAUAAUCUGUUUUCGUGCCAAGCCACGAUUGGCAGAGCAUAUAAUGGCAGACCUACCAGCUGAUCGUCUUGAUACAUCGUAUCCCUUUAUGGUUACUGGCGUUGAUUACUGUGGACCAUUUUACUACAAGAACGAAGUGCGCAACAGGCCACCAGUGAAAUGCUAUAUCAGUCUGUUCAUAUGCUUCGCUACAAAGGCGGUGCACUUAGAGCUUGUAAAGGAUUUGUCCACAAUAUCGUUUCUAAACGCCCUAAAACGUUUCAUCCUGACUCGCUCUCGACCUUCAAGGAUCUGGUCUGACAAUGCGACAAACUUCGUAGGUGCCAAGAACGAACUAGCAGAUCUGAGCCGCCUGUUCCUGAGUGACGAGCAUGUCAAGGCCGUUAACGAGUUUUGCCUAUCCGACUCAAUUGAAUGGUUGUUCAUCCCUCCUCGCUCUCCGCACUUUGGCGGACUAUGGGAAGCCGCUGUGAAGACUGCUAAGCACCAUUUUUAUCGAUCUGUUGGCUCUUCCAUUUUGGAUUUCGAUUCGCUGCGCACGCUCGUCUGCCACAUCACGGCAAUUAUUAAUUCUCGACCAUUACUUCCACUUUCAGAGCAUCCAGGUGAUCUUGACGUCUUGACACCCGCACACUUCCUGGGUACAGCGCCAACUUCAUCAUACAUUGAGCCCGAUCUAAGGCAGCUUAACUUCAAUCGGCUUAAUUAUUUUCAGCGCGUCACAUAUCUCCAACAAGUAUUCUGGGCCCGUUGGCGCGAAGAAUAUUUGACGCUUCUUCAACAGCGCUCCAAAUGGCGCACUCCUCAGCCUGGACUCUCCAUUAACGAUGUUGUCCUUGUAAAGGAUGAGAAUCUACCGCCGCUGAAGUGGCCACUAGCUAGAGUGCAAGAGCUGAUCUCUGGAUCUGAUGGGGUAUCCAGAGUUGCUGUGCUUCAAACUGCGACUGGGGUCAUACGUAGAGCUGUACGAAAGCUGUGUUUGCUGCCCAAACAGGAUGAUGUUGAAAGCCCUUGCCUUCCAACGGGGGAGAAUGUUUGGUCAAGUAACAGCAGAGACAACACCGACGGCUGCGGACAUCAUCCAGAAGAAUAA
This is a messenger RNA of Drosophila montana, 5346 nucleotides long. RefSeq lists its product as uncharacterized. Gene Ontology annotation, biological process: DNA integration. Lineage: Eukaryota; Metazoa; Arthropoda; Insecta; Diptera; Drosophilidae. Bases 1 to 5346 code for a protein of 1781 amino acids. The transcript has a single exon. Gene Ontology annotation, molecular function: nucleic acid binding. The record is from RefSeq and is a predicted model, not a curated record.